Messenger RNA from Capsicum annuum, 1028 nucleotides. RefSeq names its product guanosine deaminase. Lineage: Eukaryota; Viridiplantae; Streptophyta; Magnoliopsida; Solanales; Solanaceae. Gene Ontology annotation, biological process: purine nucleoside catabolic process. Bases 352 to 912 code for a protein of 186 amino acids. The record is from RefSeq and is a predicted model, not a curated record. Gene Ontology annotation, molecular function: zinc ion binding; guanosine deaminase activity. The transcript is spliced from 5 exons.
CAUCCAUCCCCUUUUUUGUAUCAUAUCAUCAAUCAAUACGAUUCCUAUUAUGUCCUCUCUUCAAUUUUCCAUCUUAUUGUGGGCUUGCUCUUUUUUGGUCAGCCAAUCAAUAGCUCUCUUUUUCCUUAGAUCUCUCUUUACCCUUUCCCCCUUUUUUCAAUCUUUAUUAUAUAAGUACACUUUAAGAAAAAUAGUAAUACGUGGUUCAUUUUUGACUUGCUAUUUUCCACGUUUCAUCCUAUCUACUGUCUCCCUAUUUCUCUCUAUAUAAUACAUUUCUCUCUUCUUCUUCCCUCACAUCAAACUUAACCCAUUUUUACCAUUUCUUUGCAUCUCAAAUUUUGAUUCACUAUGGAAGAAGCAAAUGUUGUUGAAACCAAGGAUGGAACCAUCUCAGUUGCCACUGCAUUUGCUGCUCACCAAGAAGCUGUGAAGGACAGAGACCACAAAUUCUUGACACAGGCGGUCGAGGAAGCGUACAAAGGUGUAGAGAGUGGGGAUGGAGGCCCAUUUGGUGCAGUUGUUGUAUGCAAUGAUGAAGUGGUUGUUAGCUGCCACAACAUGGUGUUGAAGCAUACCGACCCUACAGCUCAUGCAGAGGUUACAGCUGUAAGAGAGGCAUGUAAGAAGCUCAAUCGAAUUGAGCUUUCAGAUUGUGAGAUUUAUGCAUCUUGUGAGCCCUGUCCGAUGUGCUUUGGUGCUAUCCAUCUAUCACGCAUCAAGAGGUUGGUAUAUGGAGCCAAAGCUGAAGCUGCAAUUGCUAUUGGCUUCGAUGACUUCAUUGCAGAUGCUCUAAGAGGCACUGGAUUUUACCAGAAAGCUCAAUUAGAGAUCCAACAGGCUGAUGGUAAGGGAGCCUUGAUAGCUGAGCAAGUAUUUGAGAAGACCAAAGAAAAGUUCCCCAUCUAUUGAAGACAAGAAGCAAAUCACAAUCUAAAGUUAAUCUGAUUUCAUUACUGAUCCUCCUGAUGUUGAUAAACUGAUUAUGCUUUUCUCUGAAUAAUAUUUCUAAGACUACAGUUUCUCAA